This is a messenger RNA of Trichosporon asahii var. asahii CBS 2479, 1965 nucleotides long. RefSeq lists its product as uncharacterized. The coding region runs from base 1 to 1965 and encodes 654 amino acids. Gene Ontology annotation, cellular component: membrane. Lineage: Eukaryota; Fungi; Basidiomycota; Tremellomycetes; Trichosporonales; Trichosporonaceae. The transcript is spliced from 4 exons. Gene Ontology annotation, biological process: transmembrane transport. Gene Ontology annotation, molecular function: transmembrane transporter activity. The record is from RefSeq and is a predicted model, not a curated record.
AUGUCUUCGACUCCCGAAAAGUACGAGGAGAAGUACAUCGAGGAGACCGCCAUCGAGCACUCCAAGGGCGUUACCGACGUGACUGAGCUUGAGGCUCAGCAGGUCGACGUUAAGAAACUGAUCCGCAAGAUCGACUUCCACCUUGUCCCUUGGCUUGCCCUCCUUUACCUUCUGUCUUUCCUCGACCGUUCCAACAUCGGAAAUGCGAAGAUCUUCGGCCUUGAGAAGCAUCUUCACAUUAACUCGACUCAGUAUGGAGCCUGUCUCGCUAUUUUCUUCGCCUUCUACGUCCUGUUCGAAGUUCCCUCCAACAUGGUCAUGAAGGCCUGGCGCCCCUCCAUGUGGCUUCCGAUCAUUAUGGUUGCCUGGGGUAUUGUCAUGAUUGGAAUGGGUUUCGUUAAGAACUUUGCCGGUCUCAUGGCCACCCGUGUCUUCCUGGGUGCUACCGAGGCCGGUCUCUUCCCUGGUGUCUCCUUCUUCCUGACCCAGUGGUACCGCAAGUAUGAGAUCUCCUGGCGUAUCUCGCUCUUCUUCUCCGCCGCCACCAUCGCCGGUGCCUUCGGUGGUCUCCUGGCCCGUCUCAUCAAUCUCAUGGACGGCAUCCAGGGCUACGAGGGCUGGCGCUGGAUCUUCAUCCUCGAGGGUAUCCUCACCGUCGUCGUGGCUCUCGCUUCCUUCUUCACCAUGUACGACUACCCCGGCACUGCCAAGUUCCUCACCGACGCUGAGCGUGUGGUGAUUGUCGAGCGCCUCCACCUCGACAACGACGGUUGCUCGCACGAGUUCAAGUCCAAGUUCAUCUGGGACGCCUUCACCGACUGGAAGGUCUGGUGCCAGGCUAUCAUGUUCCACGGCUCCCUCUGCCCCGUUUACACCUUCUCGCUCUUCGCCCCUACCCUUACCCAGAACCUCGGUUACACUGCUGCCAUGGCCCAGCUCAUGUCCGUUCCCCCUUACGUCGCCGCCGCCUUCGUCACGCUCGGCACAGGUUACCUCUCUGACAAGAUCCAGAAGCGUGGUGUCGUCAUCAUCGGCUGCUCCUGCAUCGGCGCCGUCGGCUACAUUCUUCUUCUCGCCGACGCGUCCCACGGCUCUUCUUACUUCGGCCUCUUCCUCGCUGCCAUGGGCGCUUACCCCCUUGUUCCCCUCAUCAUGGCCUGGGGUGCCAACAACUGCGGCGGCUCUCUCAAGAAGUCGGUCGCCACCGCUAUCAUCGUCUCCGUCGGUAACCUUGGUGGUAUCGUUUCCUCUUUCAUCUACCCCAAGGAGGACGGCCCCCGCUUCAUCAAGGGUCACGCCGUCUGUCUCGCUUACCAGGGAGCUGUCAUCAUCUCCGCCACUGUCAUGUGGGUUUACUGCUCGUACGCCAACCGCCAGCGUGCUGCCCGCAACGCUGCGCGUGGCCGUGACUACACUCCUGAGGAGAAGCUCGAGCUCCAGGACCGCGGAGACCACGUCGACUGGUUCACGGUGGCAAGAGCCUUGUGGGCGUCCGGGUGCGAGCUCGGCAGUGCCGAACAUGAACAUCAUGAGGAAGUAGGGAGUGGACGGUCUGUGCGGAGAGCCCAGCUCGAGCCUGGUCCCAUGCCCGAUCUCAAGCUCGAGCCCGAAAUCAAAGUCAGACAUGAAAAGUCCAAAGCGCCACACUCCCCCACUCUAUACUGGGCCCAAGCGUACCGGACUGUCGGUUUACAAGGCCUGGGUGGGGGCGCCGCCCCCCGCAAGGCCCAGGCGCGUGCGAAGCACGCUGUGCGCCAUGCAGCGAUCUUGCGAUCUCGCGCAGGACGAGAUCAGUGCGCCGCACUGCAAUCUGAAGGCUCGGCAAUGCAGCGCUCCGUCGGCCAUGGCGUCGACCUCGCCCUUCCUCGGACGGGAGACAAUGAAACUGGGGCGGUUGUCGUUAUCCGGGCGUUCUCCGCACUACGGCUCCGGCACUACGGCUCCGGAGACGGCGUGGGGCGUUGA